Molecule: messenger RNA, 1005 nt
Organism: Nanorana parkeri
Lineage: Eukaryota; Metazoa; Chordata; Amphibia; Anura; Dicroglossidae
Product: coiled-coil domain-containing protein 34-like
Exons: 6
Coding region: 1-1005 (334 amino acids)
Source: RefSeq, a predicted model, not a curated record
AUGUCUUCAAGCAGCAGCGGUACUCAAUCUGCGGAGAGACGCCGUUCUCAUUCCACCCCUCAAAAGCAGUCUCAGACGGAAUCCUCCAUGGCGCGAUCGAAGAGCUGUGACGUUAGCAAUACAGAAGAUUCCCCAUAUUCGUUAUCUCCCAUCUACCAUGACAGCUUUGAAAGUGAGAGCGAAGACCGUGAAUCACAUUCAAGGAUACUGGAGAAUAAAUCUAAAACAAAAUGCUCUAGUGAUCUGACCUUGGAUAAAGGAAAGGGCACCUGGGUAAUUGAACAGUCUCUAGCAGACAUGCACCUCUCUCCUUGGGAGAUGUGGCUGCUGAACAAAGAAAGACGAUGUCGUAUGGAGCUGCAGAAGAAAAUGUCUGAGGAAAUGAAACAAGAAGAGGAAAGGAGGAAAGUUCAAGAAAAAAAAGAACUUCAAAAACGACUGGCAGAGGAACAGCACAGGGAAUGGGUGCGGAAAAAACAAGAGCAGGAAAGAAAGGAGAAGGAGGAAAAGCUCCUGAAGGAAAAGCAGGAGAAGGAAGUGCAAGAACAAUGGAAAAGUUCUGUACAAGAGCGAAGCAAAGAGAAGUAUCAGCAAUGGUUACAUAAAAAGAAAGAAGAGGAACAGGAAAGAAAACUAAAAGAAAAAGAAGAAGCUGAGAUACGUCUAGCUGAGCAGAGGGCUAAGAAAGAGAAGGCCGAGCAGAUAUUCAAGGAAUGGCUGGGGCAGGCUAAAAACAAGCCACUGCCAACUUUAAACAGCUAUGGCUAUGUCAAUGGAAAAUUAACAGGAUAUUAUGACGGAAGUUCCUACCCUGCACCGAGUUUUUAUAAUCCAAUACCGUGGAAACCAAUCCCUGUACCUCCACCACCAAAGAAAACUGUCAAGAACCCGACUGGAAAGAAGAAGAAGAGAGCAGUUUCAAGCUUGUCAUAUAGGCCUACUACGGUAAUGCCCUACAAGCCCAAGGACAAUCUUCAUGUUGGUGUAGGAAUGAUCAAGAGAUAA